Molecule: messenger RNA, 2034 nt
Organism: Rosa chinensis
Lineage: Eukaryota; Viridiplantae; Streptophyta; Magnoliopsida; Rosales; Rosaceae
Exons: 3
Coding region: 97-1089 (330 amino acids)
Source: RefSeq, a predicted model, not a curated record
CAAAGCGACCCUUUCAUAUUCACCAACAACUACCGAUCAACCUUACCACCACUCCGAUUCAACAUUUCCCUUAUACUAUACGCCGCCGUGGCUAUCAUGCACCACAGAAGCCGAUUAACCACCGCGGUGCCACCCCCUUCUCCUAUCCCAACAGCUAAAGGCUCCCGCUCCGCAGCCUCCGAAACCUUCACGCAUUUCCUCGACAACUGCCUCAAGAUCCCCGAGCUCAUCGCAUUGCCGCCUGCCCACCUCUCCGGCACCGGCCCACGUCACCAGAUCCCCGCUUACGUCGACUUCCAAUCCCUCUCCGCCGACUCCAUCGCGCGCCUCCUCGUCUCGGCCAAGCAACUCGGAGCGUUUCGGAUCAUCGGUCAUGGAAUAUCAACCGAUGAGUUGAGGUCCGUGGUUCAAGAAGCCGAAUCCAUUUUUGGAAAUGCCGAUCAUCAAUCUAGACGUUUCGUUGAGGGCGUUGGUGAUCGUGAGGAGAUUGCUUGGGUUCGGGAUCAAAAGAGCAAAUCAGACCAACGAUAUGAGAAUUUUUGUAACAAUAUGGAUAAGGUUGCGAGUAAAAUUGAAGCGAUUGCAGAACAAAUGAGUGAAGUUUUCUAUAAAAAUGCGAAAGCGGAAUUUGUGAGAAGAAGCGAAGAGAAAGAUUGGGUUUUUAGGCUAUACAGAUACAAUGAUAAUACAAUGGAGCAAAACCACAGGAAUUCACUGAAUGAGAUCGACUGUGAUCGUGAGUGUGAUGAUCAUGGUUUUUGCAUCCACCUUCCGCUAGAACAUUCUCAGUUCUCCAUUCAAUCAGAGCGAGGUCCAUUGUCUUUUGAUGCAGGCCCUGAAACGCUUGUUGUUACAGUCGGAAAGCAGCUAGAGGGAUUUAAAUGUGUUUCAGGGGAAAUGAUCUUUGUGCCUAACAUAAGCAGAAGCCAAGCCUCUUUCUCCUUGCAACUCAAAGUUCCAUUUUCGUCUAAUUUAAGAAAAAAUUCCAAGACAGUUUCGAUUGUUGAUCAAGUUUUCAUUGCAAUCUUCCUCUGCUUAUUAUACAAAGCUGUGGUGUUCAUGUACGCUUACAUUAUUACAACUACAUAGAUACACUCCUUUUCUUUUGGCUUUUGGGUGAGGGUGACAUUUUAAGGUGACAAAUUCUUUUGGGUAUUGGCUUUUGGGUGACAUUGUCUGGUUUGGAGGAUCUACUCUUUUCUUUUAGGAUAAAACUUCGCUGACCAGGUAUGGUCAGCCAAAGCUGACCAUAUCCACUAACUGGGAGACAUGUGUCCUCCUAAGCCAAUUAUGCCUUUUACACAAUCUAGAUUCCGUCGGUGGCGCUGUGCUUCAUGACCGCGAUGGAGGUGGAGGAAGCAAGCAUAGUACUGCUGCGAAACAAGGAAUAGUAUCCCGGAGGAGGAUUUGCCAUUGCCGGAGACAAGUACGGAGAGAUCUCGAUCUGCGGUGUAGGCUUUGAUUGAGAGAGUGAGGAAGGCGGUGGUGGUGACUGGAAACCGGCAAUAGGGAGUGGAGAAGGGGUUGAGGAUUAAGGAGGAGGAGGAAUGAGGUUUGAGGAUGGUCGGGGUGAGCAGCCGAUAGGGAAUAGUGAAGAGAAAGAAGGAGAACAGAAGAGGAAGAAGGAGAACAGAAAGAGAGGGGCCCCCAAAAAACCACGUGUUGGACCUUGAGUGAGACACGCAAGUGUUGGUUAGGAAGGGCUGCCCAUGGCUGGGCAGCGAAGUAUUGUCCUUUCUUUUAUACCCCUUUUUCUUAGUGCAUAAAACAAUGUACAAAAUGGGAUCCAUGGCUUGAAGGGUUUUGGUUUGUUCAUAUAUAGAAGCUAGUAGUACCAAUUGGAAUACGAUAUUUGUAUAUGCAGAUUGCAGAGUGCAGACUUCAAUCUUUUGCCUUGAGGUUUGAUUAAACGAAUGAAGUUUUAUUGCUUCUUGUGGUGGAUUUCAAUAAUGCUUGUGAAUUGUAAGAAACAUUUUGUAAAUUAUGGAGUUGUAAAUUCUUCAGUUUUCUAUACAGUGGCAAAGAAACUCAUGU